Messenger RNA from Erythranthe guttata (spotted monkey flower), 1288 nucleotides. Its product is annotated as putative carboxylesterase 8. The record is from RefSeq and is a predicted model, not a curated record. Gene Ontology annotation, molecular function: hydrolase activity. NCBI's taxonomy places the organism in Eukaryota, Viridiplantae, Streptophyta, Magnoliopsida, Lamiales, Phrymaceae.
CAACACCACUCCACUUCAUCUUCUUCCUCCUGAAAUUUGCAGCAAUGCUGAAACCAGUUCACAAACUUCUUGUGUUCUUCUUCUUCAUCUCUCUUUCAUGGCAGAAAAUCGACGGCCAACAAACAUGGCAAGAUGCUUUUAAGGUGUUGGGAAUCGCAUGGAACAAAGACGGAACCAGUUUGAACCGGACCAUCCAGAUUCCGAUGGUCGACCCGACUCCGUACGACGACGGGACCACCACACCCGCACCGAUAGCCCUCUCACAGGACAUCCAGCUCACCGCCUCCUCCAAAGCCUACGUCCGCCUCUACAUUCCGACGAACCCACCUAAGAACAAGAAGCUGCCGUUGAUCAUCUACUUCCACGGCGGCGACUUCGUCCUCUUCAGCGCCACCACCGUCAUCUUCCACAACUUCUGCAACCAGAUCGCAUCCCAGCUCCCCGCCGUCGUCGUCUCCGUCGAGUACCGCCUCGCCCCGGAGAACCGCCUCCCCGCCGCGUACGACGACGCGCUCAACGCCCUCUUCUGGGUGAGGAACCAGUCCCUCGGGAUCGGCGGCCGCGACCCCUGGAUGGAGUACGCCGACUUCACAAAAGUCUACUACCUCGGUUCCAGCGCCGGCGCCAACAUCGCCUACCACGUGGCACUCCGGGCACUCGACUUCGAUUUCCGGCCACUCAAAUUCCAGGGCCUGCUCAUGAACCAGGGCUACUUCGGCGGCGUUAAAAGAACCUCAUCGGAGACCCGCCUGAAAGACGACCCCUACGUGGCACUGUACGUGAACGACGUUCUCUGGACGCUGGCGUUGCCGAAGAACGCGAACCGGGACCACGAGUUCUGCAACCCGAUCUCCGGCGGAACAUACCUGGGCCGGGUUUACCGGCUACCGAAGGUGUACGUGAAGGGUGACUACGGCGACCCGUUAGUUGACCGGUCGGUUCUGUUGGCACAGUAUCUACAGUCUUGCCGGGUUACGGUUUACUACCGGUUCAAACAAGGUGGGUAUCAUGGGAUCGAGCUCUCGAACACGACAGAGGCUCAGCUGCUGUACGAUGAUAUCAAGUGGUUUGUCAACGAAGCCGGUACCGGAGUUCAGGAGAAGCUGCCGGAGGGAGUUUCUUACUCCGGCCAUGCUUCGCAGUGAUGUAACUUAUCUAUCUGUUUGUUUACGUACAUCACGAGUUUCUGCCUUUUUCUUUUUUUUUUUUUUUUUUCUUUUUUUUUUAGUUUGUACCUUGAAUAAUGGAGAAGGGCAGAAUAAUAAUAAAAUUGGCCUUUUUUGUUUUU